Messenger RNA from Drosophila rhopaloa, 635 nucleotides. It is a transcript of the gene SLIRP2, whose product is annotated as 28 kDa ribonucleoprotein, chloroplastic. Lineage: Eukaryota; Metazoa; Arthropoda; Insecta; Diptera; Drosophilidae. The record is from RefSeq and is a predicted model, not a curated record. Bases 254 to 520 code for a protein of 88 amino acids. The transcript has a single exon. Gene Ontology annotation, molecular function: mRNA binding.
UGAGGUGACAAUUAUAUUAAGAAUUAUCUAAAACAUUAUUUUAUAGGUCAAACAGACAACAUAUAUAGCAGAACAGAAGAAUUUAUAGUCCUUUGCAUAUACAAAAGGGUGACUAUGUAUCAUGUCCUUGACAUCCACCUUAAUUACGAUUUGUAGCCAAAGUAACAAUUGACGUCACGAAGUAUCAACCUCCACCACCUAUUUAUCAGUACACCAUUCUUAAGCCGCACUAAAGGAAAACAUAUCCAUAAUCAUGUCCACCGGAUUCGCGCGGAGCUACAAAUUGUUUGUCGGCAACCUGCCGUGGACGAUCGGCAGCAAGGAGCUGCGGACAUACUUCUCGAAAUAUGGGCACGUGGCCAACGCGGAGGUGGUCUUCGACCGACAACUGGGCCUCUCCAAGCACUACGGAUUCGUGGUGUUCAGCCAGCGGGAUGCCUUCAACAGCGCGAGCAACCAAAACACCCACUUCCUGGAAGGACGCGUGCUUACUGUACAGCGAGCCAAUGAAAGUCCUUGAGCACUAUGGAUAAUUCGACUGAUUUACUAGUUAUACCAAAAAGAGACCAGGAAAGAUGGCAGUGAAACAGCUUAGUUGUACACAAAUGCAGCGAAUGAAGAGGAAUUUGCUCAGA